Suncus etruscus (white-toothed pygmy shrew) is the source of this 3399-nucleotide messenger RNA. It is a transcript of the gene SNCAIP, whose product is annotated as synuclein alpha interacting protein. The record is from RefSeq and is a predicted model, not a curated record. Lineage: Eukaryota; Metazoa; Chordata; Mammalia; Eulipotyphla; Soricidae. Gene Ontology annotation, molecular function: ubiquitin protein ligase binding.
UUAUGAGCCUCUAACCUAACUCAAAAUGUGCAAAGAAGAAUAAUGGAAGCCCCUGAAUAUCUUGAUUUGGAUGAAAUUGACUUCACUGAUGACAUAUCGUACUCGGUCACGUCCCUCAAGACCAUCCCAGAACUGUGCCGAAGAUGUGACUCACAAAAUGAAGACCGAUCAGUUUCAAGCUCUAGCUGGACCUGUGGGGUCUCCACUCUCAUUACCAAGCCUACAGGCAUUGCUGAUGUCUACAGCAAGUUCCGGCCUGUGAAACGUGUCUCCCCUCUCAAGCACCAACCAGAGACCUUGGAGAGCAAUGAAAGUGAUGACCAGAAGAACCAGAAGGCAGAGUAUCAGAAAGGAGGGGGUUCAGAGUCUGCCCCCCAGCCUGAAGAGCUCAGCCCUGGAGAUGGAGAUGGCAGUCUCCAAAGUAAAAGUGCUGAGUCCAAUACAUUACUGGGGGAGCUGGAGCAUUAUGAUCUGGACAUGGAUGAGAUUCUGGACGUGCCUUAUAUUAAAUCUAGUCAGCAGCUCACCUCUCUUCCCAAGGGCACUUCAGAAAAACGAAUUUUGGGUCUAUGCUCCACCAUCAAUGGCCUUUCCAGCAAAGCCAGCUCCCCAGGAAGCACUGAGAGUUCGCCAUCCAGUAUGACACCCUUCUGUGUUCUUUCUCCCAUGGCAAGUCCUCACCAUAGAAAGGCCUCAGCCCUUGGUCGAGACCAGCAAAAACUCCCCAUUGAGGAACCCAAGGGCUCUAUACAGAAUCCUGAGAAUCAGAGUAGGGACUUCUUGAACAAGACCUUUAAUGAACUCCACAGUCAAAAAGGUGAAAGGGUGAUGCCAGACUGCCAGCUCAAGACCUUCCAGCUGUCAUCCUCAAUCACAGACCCCAAAUCUGAGGAGCAGGUGGUUGGCAUGAAGUGGGCCAGCUCCCAAAGCCCAGAAGAAAGGAACGAGUGUCUGAAAAAAGCAAAAAGCAUUUUGAACAUAGUUAAAGAAGGACAAAUCUCUCUCCUGCCACACCUCGCUGCUGACAACCUAGACAAAAUCCAUGAUGAGAACGGAAAUAAUCUAUUACAUGUUGCGGCAUCUCAAGGUCAUGCUGAGUGUCUGCAGCACCUCACUUCAUUGAUGGGAGAAGAUUGUCUCAAUGAGCGAAAUGCUGAGAAGCUGACUCCUGCAGGUCUGGCCAUAAAGAACAGUCAGUUGGAGUGUGUCCGCUGGAUGGUGAGUGAAACGGAAGCCAUUGCAGAACUGAGCUGCUCAAAGGAUUUCCCAAGCCUUAUUCAUUAUGCUGGUUGCUUCGGCCAGGAAAAGAUUCUUCUGUGGCUUCUUCAAUUUAUGCAAGAACAGGGAAUUUCGUUGGAUGAAGUGGACCAAGAUGGCAAUAGUGCAGUUCAUGUGGCCUCUCAGCACGGUUACUUGGGGUGCAUACAGACCUUGGUCGAAUAUGGAGCAAAUGUGACCAUGCAGAACCAGGCAGGAGAAAAGCCUUCUCAGAGUGCUGAACGCCAUGGACACACGUUGUGCUCUCGGUACCUGGUGGUGGUGGAGACCUGCAUGUCGCUGGCCUCCCAGGUGGUAAAACUGACCAAGCAGCUGAAGGAACAGACAGUGGAACUCACGCUGCAGAACCAGCUCCAACAACUUCUUGAAGCCCAGAAAUCAGAGGGCAAGUCCUUUCUUUCUUCUCCCAGUUCACCAUCCUCUCCAGCGUCCAGAAAGUGCCCAUUGAAAUCCCCGGAUACAGAGGAGGAGUCCCUAGCCAAAAAUAAAUCAGGAAUCCAAGAGGGCAUUCAGAUGCUUGGAAGCCUGGCAGUAUCUGGCCGGAUGAGGAUCAAAGUCAAGGAUGAGGAUUCAGAUAAAAUUUUACGACAGUUACUAGGGAAAGACAUUGUUGAGACUGUGUGCACCCAGGAAAAGUUGUCCUUGGAAUUCCAAGACUCUCAGACCUCCUCUCGAAGUGUCAAAAAAAUACCCCCUGAGAAGAGGGAGCUGAAGUUAGCCAGGCUGAGGCAGCUGAUGCAAAGGUCCCUGAGUGAGUCUGACACAGACACCCACCUUUCAGAGGAGGCCAAGGGCACACCAGUGCGCAGGGCAGACAGGCCCCGGCCGCAGCCCAUCGUGGAGAGUGGCGAAAGUGUGGAGAACACAGAAAGCCUGCACUUGAUGAUAAAGAAACACACCUUGACCUCUGCACGUAGAUUCCCUUUUGGGAUCAAGGCCUCCAAAUCCCUAGAUGGCCACAGUCCCUCUCCCACCUCAGAGAGCAGCGAGCCGGACUCUGAAUUUCAGGUCCCAGGCUUGGGACAUCUACCCUCCAGUCAAUCCUCUGGAGAGCCUGCUCAGCCCAUCUCAGACAGCUCGAACACCCAGAAAGCUGCCACCAGUCCCAAGAGUGCCCUCAAGUCUCCAUCUUCCAAGAGGCGAACAUCUCAGAAUUUGAAACUCAGGGUGACCUUUGAGGAGCCUGUGGUGCAGAUGGAACAAAGCAACCUGGAACUCAAUGGGGAAAAGGAAAGAGAAAAGAACAGGACCCCCCCACGGGCCACCACAGGGAACGAGACAGGAUGAUCAGCUGAAAAGGCCAUUUGGAACCUUCCGUCCAUCAUGGAGACGCUAAGUGGCAACCAGAAAAACAACAACUAUCAGGCAGCCAGCCAGCUCAAGACCUGCACCCUGCCUCUAACCUCCCUGGGAAGAAAGGUUGCCACAGACCCCAAGGGGCAGCCUCUGAGCUCAGCUAGCAAAGGAAAGAGUAAGGCGGCGAUGUACAGCAGCUGCCUCAACUCCCUCUAACCCGCUGACUGAAGAACUUCUGCAUAAUUACACACGGCAUAAUGACAUCAAUAGAAAAAUGAAGAAAUCCUACAGCAUAAAGCACAUUGCUGAGCCAGAGUCAAAAGAACUCUUCCUGUAAAUCACUUUUUAUUAUCUCCCAUCACUGCCCUUGGGACACCCUUGGAAACUUCCUGACCAUCCUCUGUGGAAAUAAACCAUGACAACGAAGCCUCACCAGCAGAACAACAAAGUAUAAGGAUGCCUUAAAUUUAUAGUAGCAGACUAUAUAAUACACAUUUUGGGGUGCUAUUUGUAUAUAAUAACUUGUUUUUAAAGAGAUGCUGUUUAAAAGCAUGAAUUGGCUUAUGUUUUUAAUAUGUCUUUCAUAUGUUUUUAAGAAUGAAUUCAUUCAUAGGUCCUAAACCAGCCUCUGAUGCUAUUUUGAAUGUCAACCUUUGCAUGAAUGUUCACUAGUAUUGGCAGAUCUUCCCUCUCCCCAUAAUAUGGGCAAUUUGGGCUCAGCAUCUCAGUGAGACCAGGUCAGUGGUAUUGUUUUCUGUCAAGAGUGAUUUUUUCUGUCAUUUCUACUUUUUUGUAUAAAGGAAAUAAAACAAUGCUAACAGCCAA